AUGAGUAAAGUUUUUAUCAGUCGACCAGAUGGAACUGUUUCAUGGGGAUUUCGACUUCAAGGUGGCUUAGAAUAUAAUGAACCAUUGACAGUCACUAAUAUCGUCCCGGAAUCUCCUGCUGAUGGUAAACUCGAUCCCGGCGAUAUGAUCACGGAAAUAGCUGGUAAUAAUGUUACUAAUAUGACUCAUCGAGACGCUCUUGAUCUUAUCCAACGUUGUGCAAACGCACUUUUUCUCACUGUUCAUAAAGUUGGCUAUGCUUAUCCGCCUGGUGGAUCACAACCUCGUCCAGCUCCUGUACAAUCGAUGUGGAAGCCAGGUGGACCUCCACAGUCACAGCCACAACCACAACAAUACCAACAGCAGUAUCCCCAGCACCAACCACAGUCACAACCGCCACCUUCAUCAGCUUACUAUCAGCAAGAUUUCCAACAGCAACCACCCUAUUACCAACAGAACUAUCAACAGCAACCACCUUACUAUCAACCAAGUUUUCAACAACAACAGCAACAACCUUCUUAUUACCAACAUGAUGCUCACUAUCAGCAACAGCCACCCUAUUAUCAACAACAAUCUCAAUACCAACAGGAUUUCUACCAUCAGCCCCCACAAUAUAACUAUGCUGCUUCACUCAAAAGCCGACCACCAACUACCGAAACUCAUUCAUCAUUCGAACAGACAACAGAAACGGCAACUAUUCCUGCAGCACUUGCCAAAAGUCUCGGACGUCCUGGCGGGCCUAAACCAUUCACCUACACACCAGGUGGUCUUGAUCUCUCGAAAAUACGUGAAUCAGCACGUGUGAGACGUCAUCGUGAAUAUAUCUCAAAUAGCGAAGAACCUAACGAUACACAAGACAUAGAACCAACAAUGAACCGUCGAAUGGUGUCUCCAGCCGAACAAUACACACCACAAAAUUCUUCUCAUGCAUUCAAUCAAUCUCGUCAACAACCGACACAACAAAAGAAACAUAUUCAACAUGAUACCGAUGUAGUGACUCAAUCACGUUCGUUUCAAAUGCUUCAAGGUUGGAUUUCUGAUAGUGAAAAAACUGUUCCAACAGCAGUUCCACCACCAUCGCAAUCACACUCACAACCACAAUCAUCAUCGCCGUCAUCAUCAGCAACGGCAACAACAUCUGUAGCCGCCACGGCAGCAGCAACGGCAGCCGCAGCUAAAUCAGCAGUUGCACGAGCUGUUCUUGAAGAACAACAGAUGGGUAAUCGCAGUCGACAUGGCAGUAGUUCUGGUCCAACAUCAAAUCUUCCGUCUCGAUCAUUUCGUUACCUACAAGAACAAUACAGUACGAACAAUGGUGAUAAUAAUGAAACGACGACGACGACAACCACAACCACCGUGGAAGAAACUGUCGUAGCAGGCGAAGGUGGUGUUGGCCUUCGACGUGGUAGCGAUGGACAUAUGCCAUCGCGAGCGUUCAAAAUUCUGCAAGAUCAAUACGAUGCACAACAAGGCGUUGUUAAUCGAACUCAAGCAGUUAAUAAUCGAGAAGAUCUUGCUGAAAUUUAUAAUAAGCCACCACCCAGUUUUCGGGAACGCGAACCUGAAGCACCACGUUAUGCCGGAUCAACCGUUCCAUCUCGUUCAUUUCGUUUUCUUCAAGCAAUGACACAAGGCGACCAACAAGACAACUCAGCAUCCAUACCUGGCUACAACCGACCCCAACAACUAAUGAACAAAUACGAUGAACAAAACUUUUCGAAUGCAAACAAAAUCAAUACACAUCCUUCACGUUCAUUCAAAUAUUUACAAGAAAUGACAACUGAACAGCCAGCCGUUAUGGCAACAAUGACAACUGUUACUCGAACAGAAAGAAGAAUCAGUACGACGAACAACGGUCAACCAUUACAAAUGAACGUAGAAAUUCAACAAUCUCAACCAACGUUUCAAAUCAGCACGACAAGUUCAAGUGCCUAUCCAGAUGAGAAUGUCAUCGAUAAUCUAUCUGCUGAAAUAGCUGCAACAGACUUUUAA
Adineta ricciae is the source of this 1992-nucleotide messenger RNA. Lineage: Eukaryota; Metazoa; Rotifera; Eurotatoria; Adinetida; Adinetidae. The record is from the annotation of a GenBank genome assembly.